Molecule: messenger RNA, 4935 nt
Organism: Kogia breviceps (pygmy sperm whale)
Lineage: Eukaryota; Metazoa; Chordata; Mammalia; Artiodactyla; Physeteridae
Gene: AVPR1B
Product: arginine vasopressin receptor 1B
Biological process (GO): cellular response to hormone stimulus; G protein-coupled receptor signaling pathway; positive regulation of vasoconstriction
Cellular component (GO): plasma membrane
Molecular function (GO): peptide binding; vasopressin receptor activity
Source: RefSeq, a predicted model, not a curated record
ACGGAGGCCGGGGCGCGUGGGCUCGGCUGGGGCUUCCAGGCCGGCGGGCGACACCGAUGGCCGGGAGCGCGCCUCCAAGCAGGCUCAGGGACAUCCGCUUUCCGCUUCCAGAAAAGUUUGGAGAGAGUGGAUUUGGGGUGGAUUUGGGAGUGGUGCCGGCUCCCCCAGCCUUCUUUCCCUUCCAGAGGCCUCACCGUGCACAGCCUCAUCCAUUCUUCCUUUCCUGACGCCUUCCCUCCCUGACCCCUCUUUCCCUUCGCUCCUGGGUUCCCCCUCCCCUCUCUGGGAUCAGCAUCUUCUCCUUCCUUAUCUCAUUCUCCAUCGUCCUCUCUAUCCCCAUCUUCUUAACAUUUCCACCCGGUUUCAGCCUUUUCCCAGUCAUCCCCAACCUUCUCCUUUUUUCCAUCUUAAAAUUUCCCCUCCCCACUCCAUCUCAUUCAACCAAUCUCUCCACUCACACUCACACUCUCCAUCCAUCCCUCUCCUUCCUCCCAGCAAACUUCCACCAUGGAUCCUGGGCCUCCUUGGAUCACCAACGCCACCCCCGGGAGCACCCUCUCUGUCCCCAAUGCCACCACACCCUGGCUGGGCCGGGAUGAGGAGCUGGCCAAGGUGGAGAUCGGCAUCCUGGCCACUGUCCUGGUGCUGGCGACAGGGGGCAACCUGACGGUGCUGCUGACAGUGGGACAGCCAGGCCGCAAGCGCUCCCGCAUGCACCUGUUUGUGCUGCACCUGGCCCUGACGGACCUGGGUGUGGCGCUCUUCCAGGUGCUGCCCCAGCUGCUGUGGGACAUCACCUACCGCUUCCAGGGCCCUGACCCCCUCUGCCGGGCCAUCAAGUACCUGCAGGUGCUCAGCAUGUUCGCCUCCACCUACAUGCUGCUGGCCAUGACGCUUGACCGCUACCUGGCCGUUUGUCACCCCCUGUGCAGCCUCCAGCAGCCCAGCCGGUCCACCUACCCUCUCAUUGCAGCCCCUUGGCUGCUGGCUGCCAUCCUCAGCCUCCCUCAAGUCUUCAUUUUUUCUUUACGAGAGGUGAUCCAGGGCUCUGGAGUGCUGGACUGCUGGGCAGACUUCCGCUUUCCUUGGGGGCCACGGGCCUACAUCACCUGGACCACCCUGGCCAUCUUCAUCCUGCCUGUGGCCAUGCUCACGGCCUGCUACAGCCUCAUCUGCCAUGAAAUCUGUAAGAACCUAAAAGUCAAGGCCGGGGCCUGGAAGGUAGAAGGAGGGGGUUGGAGGACUUGGAACCAGCCCUCACCUCCUUCUGCCUCAGCUGCAGCCACACGGGGGCUGCCAUCCCGGGUCAGCAGCACCAGCACCAUCUCACGGGCCAAGAUCCGAACAGUGAAGAUGACCUUUGUCAUUGUGCUGGCCUACAUCGCCUGCUGGGCGCCUUUCUUCAGCGUCCAGAUGUGGUCUGUGUGGGACGAGAAUGCCCCUGAUGAAGAUUCAACCAAUGUGUCUUUCACCAUCUCCAUGCUUUUGGGCAACCUCAGCAGCUGCUGCAACCCCUGGAUCUACAUGGGCUUCAACGGCCACCUGUGGCCGCGUUCCCUCUGCCGUCUGGCCUGCUGCAGGGGGCCGGGGCCCAGGAUAUGCAGGCAGCUCUCCAGCGGCAGCCCAUCCAGCCGCUGCGCCAUGCUGCUGACCCGCUCCAGUGGCCUGCCCACCCUCAGCCUCAGCUCCAGACUCAGCCGGAGGCCAGCACCCAAAGACCCACUGAAGGGUGAAGAGCAGGUGGACAGGGGCACCAUCACCGAGACCAGCAUCUUUUAGAGAACACUCCCCGGAGUGUGGCAGAGGGUCUCCACCCAUCUCAGCACUGGGUGUAAAUGCUGGGAGCACAGGGCUGGAGUUAGGGGAGCCCAGUCUGAGGCAGGGCGAGGAGGCCAGAAUGGCUGCUCCUACUCUUGGUUACACAGCUGCCGUCGUUUGCUCCCAACCUCACAUGCUGGGAGUCAGGGCGAAUCAGACUGUCGGCUUCCCUGAUCCUGCCAUAUUCACAGGGUGUCUGGGAACCACACGUGUGGUAGAUGUGGUGCCCCAGAUCUGACAGGCCUAGGGCUGUCCUGUCUGGGGGUCCACAGGCAGCAGGGAUUCAGAGGCUGGUCUCCUAUUUUGUUUGUCCCAUCCUAACCUGACUAGUGCAUCCCAGUUCAACCAGGAGAGGGAAGGAGUGAAAACUUGCGAGAAGGACCCUGUCUGCACCCUGAGUUUUUGGUUUUUGGGUUGUUUUUGGUAGAGAGAGGAUUGUUUAAUGAAGAAAGUGAAUAGGUGUGAGGGCUUCGCCUGCUAUGCCCACCUGUCUACCGAAGGGAAAUGCAGGGUUAGCACAGCACCUGGUAACUGGUAAAAACUCUGCAAACUCUACUUCUCUUCUCCCCACGCACCUCGUUUAGAGUUAGGGUGGGUGACAGGGCAAAGUAUUGCAUGUUCUCAGUGGAAUGACCAACGGAGGGUGAGAGUGAGAAGAAAGAGUGAGGAAAGGAGGAGAUGAAAAUGGUCACAGUACAAUUCCAAGUGGGAGAAAGCCUCGGAGGCAGGAGGGAUUGGUCGCUCUCCCUCCUCCCCUCAAGGGGUCCACAUGGCUCCUGCCUCUUGGGGAUGCACAGAGGAGACAUCCUUUGAGAAAGUGUGACUUAGUCAUGGCUCUGGAUAUGUUUGAGGCUCUUCAAAUCUUCCACACGAAUCACAUGCUUGCCGUCAUCAAAUCAGGAGCCCAGGACUUGGAAAACUCGGUUCUGCUGUGGGGUAUCUGUAUGACCUUGGGCAAGUCAUCUCCCUCUCUGGGCCUCAGCUCCUCACCUGUAGAACAGAGAUAAUCUCUAAGGCGUUUCCCAGCUUGAAACUUUCAUGACUUUGCAAGACUGGAGAAGCGUUCUCUAAGGACGUUCUAACCAGUAGGCUCUGGAAGAAUUGUUGUAUUUUCAUGACAAUGACAUUUAUGCCCUUUGACUCAAUUCUGGCGACUUUGGUUCCUGCCUUGGCCGAACUGUCCACUUUUGCCCUCAGUUCUGUGAUUCUGACGCCAAGAGAGCCUGGCAGGUAGAAUCUGGGGCUUUGUCCUGCUCCUUAUUAUCCCCAGUGAGAUUUAUACCAUGGGAUAACCUCCCCACCAUGAUUCUGGUUCUAAUCAAAGUGAUGGUCUUGAUGGUGGAAAGACCAUCCGCUGAAGUCAGGAGAACUGGGUCCUGGUUCUACCACCAUGCCACCACCAAUGGCCUUGCUCUCUUCAUUAUGAGGGUCAAAUAGGACCGUGCGUGUGUAGGUGGUUUGUAAACUCUUGAACUAUACUAAACACAUGAACCCAUACUAAUGUAGGGAUUGUUGAUCUAAUUAAGAGCUCCUGAGAGUGCUCUAGGGAGCAGUCACUCUCUGCCCUCCACUCCUGGGGAAGUUUUGAGGACUGACUGUGGCUUUGGGGAUACACUUCUUUAAGAGGCCACUUAGCUCUAAGAAGUCUCAUUAGGCUUCCUUAAAAGAAAAGAACCUAAGCUGAGUGUUGUGAGUGAACAAAGCACCCCAGCCCUUCAAUACUAGAGCAGUGGAGAGCAGGACACAGACCCUAAUGAGACCAAGGCUCAAGGUGGAUGUGGGAACCCACUGUCUCUCUUCACUGCACCCUGUUGCUAAUGUCAGUCCUUGACAUCCAACAACUUCUUCCCUGUCCCUCUGUCCCGAUGGAGCUGGGCUGAGGAGCCUCCCAUGCCAGCUGAACUGUUGAAGUUGCUCUGCUUGCACUUCAGACCACAGUUCCUGACCCUGGUGCCCAUAGUAGGUACUAAGUAAAUCUUUGCUUAUCACGAUGACUCGGAGGUACAAGGGAUACCGGCCUUGUACCCCCAAACCUGGGUUUGAGUCCUGACCUCACCUGUUUUCUACCUGUUUGAACAUGGGCAAGUUAUCCAAUCUCUCUGAGCAAUAGGCACCUCAUUUGUUAAAUAGAAAUAACAAUGCCCGCCUUGUUGGGAGGUCACAGAUGAGAGGCUGUAGACUAUACAACACUCUACUGACAUUAGAGAAGAUAGUGGCCUGGCUCAGGAUUGCAUCCAGUGGGUGACUUCCAGGGCACUGGGCCCAGGAGACUCUAUAGUAGGGAGGUGAAAAGAGACCUGGAAUCAAGAUUGGCUAGAGCCCCCUCCAUGCCUAAUCUGGGCCUUCUAUAGCAAAGAAUAGCACAUAAUCCCACUAUUAUAUUUCCAGCUUUGCAUCGCAUGAGGGCGGAUUUAUUUGUGGUGGUGGUUUGGGGCCCUCCCUCUCCCUCCCAUGGAAAGGCUGCAAUUGACCUUUUCCAGAAAGCUAGUGCUGUCCUAUGAUGAGGCCAAUGGGAAACAGCUGGACACUGGACUGGAGGCUUCAGGAGCCUAUUCCAAGAGGCUCCUGAAGGGAAUGGCAGGAUCCUGUCUGGAUCUAUGAAUGAUGGCUUUUGCAGUCCCUGUAGGAAGCUCUCACAGGCAUUCAGAGCCAGCACCAGGGCCUUGGAUAGGGUCCAGGGAGGUGGGCCUUGUGGGAGGCAAGAAGGAGGUCCCGUGCUCUCUGGGUCAAUCUCAUUUCUGACAGCUCACCCCAGGAAUAACUGAGCGAUACUGUCCCUGGGCUGAGCAAUUCUGUAAAAUGUUUAUGCCAUCCUGUGGACUCUGUGAAAUACAGUACUUCAGUCCCGUGGAACCCAUGUGGGAGCAGGAGUCUGGUGGGUGGGCAGGGCAGAAGACGGCAGGAGGAGGUUAAUUGCUUGACUGUGGACAUUUCUCAGAAUGGCUUUUUAUGUUGUUUGGUAUAGGCCAGUAAUUUUGCAGAUGACUCUGUGUUUUGUAUGUAAAUAGUAUUUUAUCUAUCAAGGGGCUAUAGCCUCAGCCUAGGCCACAGCAACUCACUCCUGGGUCCAGAACCCAGACAUGUGGUUGAAAUUGACCAAUACAGCUACUUAAUAAC